Molecule: messenger RNA, 551 nt
Organism: Zopfia rhizophila CBS 207.26
Lineage: Eukaryota; Fungi; Ascomycota; Dothideomycetes; Zopfiaceae
Source: the annotation of a GenBank genome assembly
CAGCCAUCGUACAACCCCGAACACGACAAACAGCGAGAACUCAAUUUUUGGAAAACCCCAUCACAAAAGCAUCAAAACACUUCUGCUGGUGGCCGCAACAGUCCCUACAGGCCAUCGCGCGUCCCUCCGCGUCGAUUUGGCACCUGUAGGGUCGCCGUUGCGGCCGCGGCAGGGACAGACCGACAAAAUCCGUGAGCAAGCUACACAAUAUGACACGUCCAUCGAACGCAGCAACAGUCAUCUAGCUGCGACACGGCAACACGAAAGUGACGACAGAGCCCAAACACCUCUCUAGCGCAGUCACAACACACAGUAUACAGUUACUGAUGGGUUUCCUGGUCAGCCCAUUGCCAACCGACAAUGUUUGCGACGUCCCGCAUUGACGAGCCCUCGGACUGAACGGCGUCACCUCUCACACGAACCACCUCACAGACACCCGGCAUGCUACCAUUGGUGCCACACAAUACUGCAGAUUAACAGACAGCCUCGUCCACUGUCGCCCCUAUCCCGUGUCAAAGGAGUGGUGCCCCCUCGACACACCCGACAAGGUC